CCAAGCGGCAAGGCACAACUCACCAGCUCUUCAACUUUCUGCUUGCAGAGAUACAGCACACUAUGAACCACUAUCACUACCGAAGCAGAUAAUGAAAAUAAUACUGCAAAGCAUUUGCUUAAAGAACUGAAGCCUAUCCAGCUGCAAAGGAGCAGCUAAUGGGUAAAGCAGAGCAGACAGAAGACUGCACUCCAGCCAGUCUCCCAGCAAGAGAAGAGGCCCUGUGCCUGAGAAUGGAAGGUGCUCUAGACCCUUAACAAAAAGCACCACAGCUGCCAAAGGAACAAAGACACUGUGAGAUGUUCAACUCCAGCACAUACUCCUCAGGAAACAACUGCAGUCACAGCACAGUAAUAACUAAGACAGUCAUUCCCCUGGUCUACUGUUUGAUUUUCAUUUUAGGGCUGCGUGUGAACGGUGUGGCAGCAUGUAUCUUUCUGCAUGUUUCUAGCAAAAAGAGUUUUAUUGUCUAUCUCAAAAACAUCGUUGUUGCCGAUCUCCUAAUGAGCUUGACAUUUCCUUUCAAAAUUCUUGCCGAUUCAGAAAUUGCACCUCCACAGCUCAACACAUUUGUGUGCAGAUACUCUGCUGUUGUUUUUUAUACAAACAUGUAUAUCGGGAUAACGUUUUUUGGCCUCAUAGGUUUUGACAGAUACUACAAAAUUGUAAAGCCUUUACUCACCUCCUUUGUUCACACAGUUAACUACAGUAAGGUGGUCUCUAUAAUCAUAUGGCUAUUGUUAAUGCUUAUAUCAUUUCCAAAUAUUAUUUUAACUAAUGAAAUCACUAAAGAAAGUUAUUCCAGAAAAUGUAUAGGUCUUAAAAGUGAGCUUGGCAGACAGUGGCAUAAGGCGUCAAGUUAUAUUUGCACAGGGAUAUUCUGGGUUGUUUUUUUUCUGCUAAUAAUUUUUUACACUUCUAUAUCAAAAAAAAUAUAUAGCUCUUAUAAAAAAUUCAGAAGGAACUCAGAUGUGACCAAGAGAAAAAUCAGCCGUAAUAUAUUCAGUAUCAUGUUUGUAUUUGUCAUUUGCUUUGUACCCUAUCACCUCUGCAGAAUACCAUACACCCUAAGUCAAACUAGCUCACAAUUCAACUGCCAGUCAAAAAAAACUCUGUUCUACGCAAAGGAGUUUACUCUUGUACUGUCCGCUGCAAAUGUGUGCCUUGAUCCCAUUAUUUAUUUUUUCCUCUGCCUACCCUUUAAAGAAAAGCUGUAUCAAAAACUGCAUCUCAAGCUGAAAACUUCAAGUGAGGUUGAAAUUUCUAAAUCCAGAAGAUCAAAUACACUUCGGGGAAGUAUAAACAUAGUGUAGGUUCAGGUCUGUAAAAUAAUGCACAUUUCAGAAAGUUAUUCAAGAAUUCAAGUCUCCAAGAAACUGAACAGAUGAGAACCAGCAAUAAAACAGAAAAAAGGUUUCAGCAUAAAAUACCAAGUGAUGUUUCUCUGUAUAAAAACGUUAUUGCAUGUUGCCAAUAUAUUUACUAUGUGCUAUUUCAGCUGAUGCUAUGAUUGCAUUAUGGUGUGAUACGACCUAUCUGGAUCUAGAAAAAAAGAGAGAGGAAUAACUGGAACACCACAUUCUGGAGCUCAAGGCCAUGGUUCCCUGAAGGGAUUAUCCAACAGACGGAAUAAUCAAACUGAUUUGCUGUUGUUUCUCACAAAGCCAGGCACGAUACACAUGACGGUCAACAAACCAGCCUGAAGGGCCUGAGAACAACUGAUAGCUCCACCUUGGCUGGAGCAGACCCCUCAGAAGCAACACAAUGAAGUUCAGCACAAGUCUCUGACUUGGCCUCCACCAGCCCGUAAAAGAGGACUGAGACCCUGAAGGGAGGCUCUCUUGUGUAUUUACCAGCUCGCAAAGCAAAGCAUUGAAGGCAAUAUGCAGCUUAAGGAAGGACCCUAUUCCAACAACUGGCGAAAAAAGAUUAAAAAAAAAGAAAGAGAGAAAAAAAUACAGAUCAAGUCCUCAAAGAUCUA
Molecule: messenger RNA, 1981 nt
Organism: Pygoscelis adeliae (Adelie penguin)
Lineage: Eukaryota; Metazoa; Chordata; Aves; Sphenisciformes; Spheniscidae
Gene: P2RY14
Product: purinergic receptor P2Y, G-protein coupled, 14
Exons: 3
Coding region: 300-1313 (337 amino acids)
Biological process (GO): G protein-coupled receptor signaling pathway
Cellular component (GO): membrane
Molecular function (GO): G protein-coupled purinergic nucleotide receptor activity
Source: RefSeq, a predicted model, not a curated record